ACCUUUCCUUUUUGAAGAGAGAGUAUAAUUUAGAGAAAGAAUAAUAAAAAAAUUAUUUAUUCAAUAAAAUUAUCGGUUUGGAAAUAUUACGAAAAUCUCAUUGCUUCCUAAAAAAAAACAUGGUUUAAUCGUAGUGAGUAAGUGCUGCAGCUGCGAACAGGAGGAACCAAAACAACCGAGUUUCAUCCUCCUCCGACAAAAUGGGCAGCGCCGCCCCAAGGUUCCUCUUCAUCCUCCGUCACAACCUCCGUCUCCUCUCUCCCUCUUUCUCCUCUCAUUUCCACCACCACCACCACCACCACCACCGCGCUCUCUUUUCCUCAUUCACUUCUUCUCUCACACCAAAACUUAAACUCAAACUCAAAGCCUCACAACAUCACCAACAACAACACAUUCACACUCAACCUUCUUCAUCUUCCCUCGGUGGGACCCAUCCAUGGCCCGAGUUUUCAAGCUUUCUCUCUCACAUCUCCUCCGCCGGCUACACUUCCACUAUUCCUUCCGCCAAUACUUUCCCUCCCACCGGAGAAUUGUCCUAUGCCGAUGUCAGUGCCUGCUUGACCUUCGCUCGAGAUAGACCUAACCUUCUUAGGUUGCUUUCGAUGAGAGAUAUUGCAGUUGUGGUUGAACAUGGAACCCCGUUCAUGUUCUCAGACUCUGAUGAUUCUGUUUGGAAGAUGAAGUCUUUUGUAUCCAACGGUGAUUCAACUGCCCUGGACACUGAUAAAGCAAAUAUGGUUGAUCUAAUGAAAUUUAUGCUGAGUUAUGCAAGUAACUGUUUGGUCUCUUCAGAAAGGAACAGUCCCUAUAACAGAAAUCUUGUUGAAUCAUCAGUCAGAAACCUAUUUGGUGAACUUUUCAAGCUGAGUUAUAGUGCACCUGGACCUAACUCUUUUGAUUCAGAGCAAAAUCAAAUGCCCGGUGGUAGAUUUGGGCGUACAACACCUCCUGGACAAAAUAUUGAAAUGAAAAGGGGUGAUUGGAUUUGCCCAAGGUGUAAUUUCAUGAAUUUCGCAAGAAAUACUAAAUGUCUUGAAUGUGAGGAAGCAAGGCCAAAAAGACAACUGACUGGAGGAGAAUGGGAAUGUCCUCAGUGUGAUUUCCAUAAUUAUGGGAGGAAUGUAGCUUGCUUAAGGUGUGAUUGCAAGCGGCCCGGACAAAUAUCUUUGGGUGCCACCAAUACCAUGUCACAUCCAGGGUAUGGAAAUAGAGACAAUACUAAUGCUUCAGAUAUCGAUCCUAGGUUAGUGCUUAAUGAAGAAAAGGCACAACGUUGGUUUAACAAGGUUUCUCAACUAGACAGCAAUUCUGAUAUUAACAGUGUGGUUGAUGAUGAAGAUUUUCCAGAAAUAAUGCCGUUAAGGAAAGGAGUUAAUAGAUUUGUUGUGAGCACAAGGAAAACUCCAUUGGAAAAUAGGUUGACCAAUGCUCAAUUCAAGAGAAAUUUGGGAAAUAACGACACUCCCGGAGUCGAGAAUUUAACAUCUUGGGAGUCAGCCAAGUCCCAUGAUACUCGAGAUGACAUUCUAGGCCAUUCAACUGGCCUUCCUCAAUCUGAUUAUAAAAAUAUGGGUGCUGAACGAAAUUUCAGUGGAGAAAGGUCACCUUCAAAUGCUAGCAACUCUUCACAUUUCAAAGAUGUGAAAGGGAACGACACUACUACUCUUCCCCCCUUUCCAUCAUAUGCCAGUUCUGGUAACACUGAUGGUACAGAACUUUCUAAUAACUUUACAAGUGAAAAUGUCAACGAGGAUAAGGAGAAAGAGCAAGCUGAAAAAUCUGAGAGAUGGUUUAGAAAGAUUGGAGAGCUGAAUGAUAUUCCAGAUAUAACAAGUGCAAUAUCCGAUGAUGAUUUCCCUGAAAUAAUGCCGAUGCGUAAAGGAGAAAACCGAUUUGUUGUUAGCAAGAAAAAAGAUCGGUCCUUGACAACACCCACAUAUAAGAGACGUUUGGCCAUGGAGCAAUCUGGCAAUACCAACUUUGUCCCCUUUGUACCCUUCCCUCCAGAUUACUUUACCAAAAAGGACAAGCCGCAGGCAGAUGGAACAGAUUCAACGAAUAGGUCCAAUGUUGAAUCCUCCUCAAUAUCUGAAGUGGCUGAGAUGUCAAGUGAUGCUAGAACUAGACCUGAACAGAGUCCAGAACCUUCUUCUAAUCAGAGCUCAAGUAACAACAAUCACGUUGGUUCUACUUAUGCUGCUACAAGAAGUGGAAAUUCAAGUCAGGGUUUCAAUCAAGAUCAUGUACCAAAUUUGAAAGAGAGUUCAUCCGCAGGUUCAACAUCUGAGAACCAGAGUGUUGGAACAGAGUGGGAAGGGAAGAGUUUAGAGGGGUCGGCAGUCAGGGAACCAGAUCCUUUGGACAUGUCAGAGGAGGCAAAGGCAGAAAGGUGGUUCCGUCGCGUUGCGCAGAUUAAGGAUAUCUCUGAGCUCAGUCAGAUUCCAGACGAAGAUUUUCCUUCAAUAAUGCCUUUGCGUAAAGGGGUGAAUAGAUUUGUUGUGAGCAAGAGAAAAACACCAUUGGAAAGGAGAUUGACGUCUCAGCAGUACCGAAGAAAUCUUCCAGUUGUGAGCUCAGAUCCUGUUAAAAGAGAAAAUGAAGGUAGCUGAGAGAAGUGUUUAUUAUUGUUUGAUUUAGUUUUGAAGGUGAUGAUAUAGUUUUACUGGUAGUUAUACAAAAGGAAAAUGAAGACGAUGGAAAACUUUACUAAUUAAGUAUUCUGUUGUGACAUAUAAGAGAAUUUUGACAUGAAUUGUUUAUUGGUCUCUGUUGAGGUGGCCUUAUUUUAUAUAUCAUGUUAGGGACUAGCUUGUCAAA
This is a messenger RNA of Trifolium pratense (red clover), 2817 nucleotides long. RefSeq names its product zinc finger protein VAR3, chloroplastic. The coding region runs from base 201 to 2609 and encodes 802 amino acids. Gene Ontology annotation, molecular function: mRNA binding. Gene Ontology annotation, cellular component: cytoplasm. Lineage: Eukaryota; Viridiplantae; Streptophyta; Magnoliopsida; Fabales; Fabaceae. The transcript is spliced from 5 exons. The record is from RefSeq and is a predicted model, not a curated record.